This is a messenger RNA of Arachis stenosperma, 2404 nucleotides long. RefSeq names its product transcriptional regulator DEF1. The record is from RefSeq and is a predicted model, not a curated record. Lineage: Eukaryota; Viridiplantae; Streptophyta; Magnoliopsida; Fabales; Fabaceae. The transcript has 6 exons. The coding region runs from base 116 to 2071 and encodes 651 amino acids.
AUGGUGUGAGUGUACAUGAUACUUGAUAGGUCUGGAGGGGAAGUGUGGUUGGUGGCGCAAGUUGGCAGUUUAAUUUUUAAAACAAGAAGUAGCGGUGGAGGCGCGUGGGUUAGUGAUGGCGCUUCUUGGGGAGGACGGCCGGGGUUACGAGCUGGCGCGGAAGCUGGAACGCUACGGUGUGUGGCGGAGCUGGCUUGGCGACGCUGCCUACGCCACGUUCUCACCGUUCCUGUCUUCCCCUUCGGCCUGGGACUCAUUCAUGUCUUCUCCCUCCUCCGAUUCUUCCAAAUCUAGGGCUCACCUCUUUCUCCAAAUGAGGGUCCGGGCUCUCCUCUUCGACAAGGCUUCUGCUUCUAUCUUCUCCACUUCCCCCAAUUCAGCAUAUUCUUCUUCUUCUUCUUCGCUCACGCUACACAACCUCAAUCCUUUUUAUUUGCAGCUGCACGCUGAUGAUGUUUACUUCACCCUUGAGAAUGCUGCUUCUUCUUCUUCUUCCCAAGAUGGGGUUCAAACCGCUACUAUUUCUUCCUCAAAGAACCAAUCCAAAUCAGGUUCUGGAGCUGGAACUAGAUAUGUUGACUCUGAUAUGGAUGGCAUGUCCCAGAGAUACAGGAAUGAUGAGCUGCCUGAAACUUGGUAUAAUCAGAUGAUUGAAAAGUAUAAGUCCAACAAGAAAUUGGUUUUGGGAGACAGAGAAUUGCCCAAGCGUUCACCUACAGAGAUGGCUUCCUAUGUUACAUACAUUACUAAUCUUAAGAAAAGGCGGCUGCCCUUCAAGGAAGAUCAUAAUUCAGUUAAUGAGCAACCAAAUAAUGGUAAUUUAGUUAAUGAUGAUUCAGAAGGUUUUCUAGAAAUAAUGUAUGCUUGGAACUGUGUGCCUGAGAGUGCACUUACACCAACUGACAGAGUUGAGUAUAACCCCAAGGUUAAGUUAUUUGGAGUUCUUGAUACCUUACCUCCUGUUUCCACAAGGAGUCCUGUUAUGAUUGAGAGACUUGGUAUUAGGCCUGAGUAUCUUAACAUGGAUCAGGGAGGAGGCUUGUACCGUGGGAAAUCUGGACCUGAGGGAAACCCUAAAGUUGUUGGCCUUGAACAAGCAACAAAAUUGUCUCAAAAGGUAGUGGCACGUGCAUUGGAAAGUGUGGGAUUUGAGGCUGCCAUGGAAUGCCCAAUUGCACUCUUUGCUGAAGCACUAGGCGCUCACAUUCAUAAAUUUGGAGAACACCUGAAAUUACUUACUGAUAGUUAUCGGAAACAGUGUUCAGCCAUUGAACUUCUAAAGAUGCUUCUCAAAAUAGAGGGCUUUAGUAAUUUUGCAUCAUUAUUGGACGCUGUUAAGGAUGGUUCUAGGAAUAUUGUACAACAAAAUCAUCAAGUUCAUGGGAUUCAGUCACAAACGCAGCCACAGCAGCAGAGUUCUAUUCGAAUACCUCAGCAAGUACCAAGGCAGAUGCAUCAACAAGUACAGCAGUUUAUUCAUUCACAGAAUCUGGCUUUUCAGCAGCACCAACAGCAGCAGCAACAACAGCAGAUGCAGCAACAGCAGCAGAUGCAACAACAACAGCAGCUGCUGCAACAACAGCAACAACAACAGCAGCAGCAGCAGCAGCAGCAGCAACAACAGCAGCAACUGCUGCUGCAACAGCAACAGCAACAGCAACAACAGCAGCAACAGCAGUUACAACAACAAAUCAGAAGACGGGCAAUGUCUACACCUCGCCCUGCUAUGGAUAUAGAUAAGGAAAGACCAUUGGUUCAAGUCAAGCUUGAGAAUCCACCAGAUUUACCGAUUGAUAAUAGUGCCUUCAAUCCGACCAAUUCCAGACAUCCUCAAAUGCAGUUAAGGCAGCAGCAGAUGCCUGCGAUGUCGAGUUUCCACUCUCAACCUGGUGGUCAGUUCAGGCAAAUGGGUUCCCUACAGAUGCCCCCAAUACAGUCGCAGAACACGGGCAUGGUUAGAGCACCACCUGUCAAAGUGGAGGGCUUCUCAGAAUUGAUGGGCGGAGGUGGAGAUUCUUCAUCAAAGCAUGAUUCAGAUGAAAGCAGACUGACUUCUCCUAGUGGUAAAUAGCUACUCUAGUAUUUUUGACAACCAGCGUGUGCAUCAAUGGUUUCUUUUGAAGUUGAGUGGUCUAUGACAGUUUUCAUGGCCAUUUUGUAUUUUUCCCUUUACUUUGUAUAGUAGCCCGUAUAAUAGCGUAAACAUAGAGUGCAUGAUAGCAAGUGUAGCUUGUUGGAUCAAAUAUCUGUUGAGCUGGUUGACCCUUGGCGUUCAAUGUUCUAGGGAUGUUCUGUAAUAGAUUACAAAUGGAUCAAAUUUUGUUGGUAUAUAUGUAUGUUUAGAAUGUUUGUGAUAAUUUAUGAUAACAACGUAUCUUGGUAGGACUGUAGGAGAAGCUUUUGU